UAUCAGCAUAUGCAAAUAAUUUUCAUCCAACUUACCUUAUAAGCCCCUGUCUGAAAGAGUCAUGUAGAGCCUUCCAAACUAAAAUAUUCCAUAUGGUCUAUCUGUAUCUUGAGAACUAAUGAUGAAGACUUGAAAAUUUUGUGAGGGAGAGAGAGAAAGGAAAGGUCGGUGAGCUUUUUUCUGUAUAUAGUUUCAUGGUCAAGACCUGAUCCCAUUACACUCAUCUAUUUGUAGCUGAAAACCAGAAGAUUUGACUGGUAGAGCUGGUUCCUUUCUGCUAUUGUUGUUUUGCUUGGAGACUGAAAGAUGCCCAUUUUUCAGAAGCUAUUGUCUUCCACCAUUCCUGCAUGCUUUGCUUUGCUUGUUCUUCUGUCAUUUGUUGGUUGCUCAUCCCAUGAAUCCAAAGGUCACAAGAGAAUCAACAACAAUGUUCACAAGCUGAGUCCUCAGAUGACAUUUGAUAUAACACUUCAUGGAGUUCUCCUUUGGGCUUCCACGGGAUUCUUAAUGCCUAUUGGGGUAAUUACAAUCAGAAUGUGCAACAGAGAGGAAUGUGGAAGAAAGGUCAGAGUUAUCUUCUAUGUCCAUACCACCUUGCAGGUACUCUCAGUACUUAUAGCCACAGCUGGAGCAAUCAUGUCCAUAAAGAAUUUUGAGAAUUCAUUCAAUAACUACCACCAGAGAAUAGGUUUAGCGCUCUAUGGUGCCAUUUGGGUGCAAGCUUUGAUUGGAUUUUGCAGGCCUGGAAGAAGAAGUAAAGGGCGAAGUGUGUGGUACUUCGUGCAUUGGAUACUUGGAACAACAGUUUCUGUAGUGGGAAUGAUCAACAUAUACACAGGCUUGGAAGCCUACCAGAAGAAAACAUCGAGAAGCAUCAGGCUAUGGACUGUACUCUUCACAGCAGAGGUGUGUUUGAUGGCCUUCUUCUACCUCUUCCAAGACAAAUGGGAGUACAUGCAAAAGCAAGGAGUGAUUAUGGGGAAUGAAGCAGUCACACCCUCUGAUCAAGUCAUUCCUACUCAAAGGGAGAACUCCCUGAAGGAGAUCUUGACUGAGCCAUGUAGGAAAAAGAAUGCACUCAUGAAUCACUUCAUGAACUAACACUGCUGCCUGGGAUUCUUUCAUUUCAUUAAUUCACCCUUUCUCUACUCUCACCGUUUCCUUAAACCUUUUGGGUAAUGGGUAUACAUAGCCUUAUUUGCAGUUCACUUUUUUAUGCUUACACUCCGUGUUAGUGCAUGAUUGUUGGAUUGCAAGCAUUAAAAAGUGGUGUGGUCUUACUGCAAUUAAUCUCUUUCUUUGUAUGGGUUCUGGGUGUUUACUGAAAAUUUGAGAUUGGAUAUAGUGAUGACAUUAGAAAAAUGGAGGUCUUUAAUUUAUAGGAAAUGAGACAUAUGAAUGAUUUGGUGUA
Messenger RNA from Vitis riparia (riverbank grape), 1411 nucleotides. Its product is annotated as cytochrome b561 domain-containing protein At4g18260. The record is from RefSeq and is a predicted model, not a curated record. Bases 307 to 1101 code for a protein of 264 amino acids. Gene Ontology annotation, molecular function: transmembrane monodehydroascorbate reductase activity. NCBI's taxonomy places the organism in Eukaryota, Viridiplantae, Streptophyta, Magnoliopsida, Vitales, Vitaceae. The transcript has 4 exons.